This is a messenger RNA of Oryzias latipes (Japanese medaka), 1962 nucleotides long. RefSeq names its product selection and upkeep of intraepithelial T-cells protein 4. Gene Ontology annotation, molecular function: signaling receptor binding. The record is from RefSeq and is a predicted model, not a curated record. NCBI's taxonomy places the organism in Eukaryota, Metazoa, Chordata, Actinopteri, Beloniformes, Adrianichthyidae. Gene Ontology annotation, biological process: T cell receptor signaling pathway; regulation of cytokine production. Gene Ontology annotation, cellular component: external side of plasma membrane.
AUGUGCAUCGAAUUUAUUUUUCAGCCAAAUACUUUACUUCAAAGCUGAAUAUUGUCCUGUUUAAAAAGUUAACUCUCAUAUUGCUGAGUCGUUUGUGACAUUUCUGAAGAAAGCGAGACACACCCAUACCUUUGUUUGUGUUUUUUCUUAUCACCAAGGAAGUAAAGCAACUAUUCACUCUGUAGACACUUUUUGGGUUAGAGCUCAUCAGCAGCCAACAUGAGAGGACAAUUUUCUGUCUCCUGACUAUCUGGAGCUAUCAUGAAGGCCACAGUUUCUGUCUCAUUCUGGAUUUCACUGCUGCUUCUGUCUUUCUGCUGCCGGCCUGCUGAAGCUUUUCCUGCAUUCCAUAAAGAAGAAGGUGAAAACCGCCUCAUUGGCUCCGAUAAUCCAAUCAUCGUCGCUCCCGGACAAGAUGUUAUCUUGCCGUGCCGCCUGGAGUUGGAGAUGGACCUGCUACAUAAAACCAUUGAGUGGUCCAAAGAGGGAAGUAAGACAGAGCCAGCCAGGAGGCGGAGCUGGAAAACCUACGUUUUCCUCUACAGGAGAGGAAUACAAAUUUCUGCCAUGAUGAUGCAGUUGUACAUUCAGAGGACGUCACUGUUUGAUGAAAGGCUGAGACAUGGAGACGUGUCGCUCAAGAUCAUGAAUGUGACGCUCGACGACAGCGGGACCUACGAUUGCUUCCUACCCGAAAGAGGUCAAAGGGCCAAAGUUCAGCUGGUUGUCAGCCCAGAUAUUCCAACCUCAACAACAAAGAUGCAGCUGUAUUUCAACAGCCCCACAAGCUUUUACAGAUGGGACGGGGACUCUCAGAGAAAUGGACAAACCAGUGUGUUUGUAUGUGUUUUCCUUGGAUUCUCCUUAGUUUUAUUGCUUUGUUUCAUCAUACGACGAUAUUUGAAUAACUGGGCGCCAUCCAAACCCAAGUAAACCAGUUUUGAUGGUUUUCCGAUCCUUUUGCUUCUUAAAAAAUGAAAGACAGCAUCAGAAGCGCUAGAGUGCCGGAAUGACCGCAGGAGCGGCAGAAUGACUGUGGGAGCGGCAAACUGACUGCAGAACCACCGGAUUGACCGCAGGAGUGGCAGAAUGACUGUGGGAGCAGUGGGUUGACCCUGUGAGCGGCCUAUUAGUGGUCAGGAGGUGCUCUGCUCCUAAUGUGGACCACCCUCUUCUUCAUCGUGGAUUCAGUUCUGCUCUGACUUCAUGAAGCCUUCCUUCACCCUGGAUGUUGAAAGCUUUUCAUUCCAUUCUGUGUGUCCGUGGGAAUGGCUGGAAAGUUAUGGCAUCGAUGUACAUAUUAAAUGAUGAUCGACAGUAUAAGUAUUUUACUUAACAGAAUAUUUAGAAUUAGACUUAAACCUUUUUCUAUUUCACAUUCAUUAAACUUCUAUACUACAGUUUACUUUUUGUUAUUUUUUAUCUCUUGUGCAUAAAAAAAAUUAAUUUAUACAGUUUUCAGUUGAGUUCCAGCAGAGUUUCAGUUAACCUUUAGUUGAGUUAUGUAUUGCUCGGUUGUCAAAAUCACGUCUUUCCUGCAUGACAGCAGCCCUGAACUAUUCAAAACUUGACACAGAUAAAACUUGACGCCUCUUGAAGCAGCGUUUUAGCCUGAAGGAAAGUUCCAGAAAGACCUGAAACUUCACUCUGGUGCUCCGUUUUUCCCCCUUUGGUCCAACUUCCUGUUGUAAUGUUUACGUUUAUUAGGUUUCUUUUCUAUCUCUGUCUCCACGUUUCUGCUUUAAAAACAUUUUCAAACUCUGACUUAAUGACUUCAGCAGUUAUGAUUUAGAGAUGGUAGUUUUGGACUAUUAGUGUUUAGUUUUCACUCCCUCUUUUAGCUGUGGGUUGACCCCCUGAGCGGCCUAUUAGCAAACUCGUUUAGGUAUUGUUAGGAUUAUGGGAUGGGUUAAGAACCAUAAAAAAUAUUACAAUUAUUUGACUUCGUCUAAUAUAUGAACC